UUUAACAAGAAGAUGUCAGCAUUUUCAUAUAUUAAAAAAAAGAUACUUUUUCACUGCAGUCUUCGAUUAUUUUUGACUGUUUUUCUUUAUAUUCAAACCAAAAUUGCAUUGCGCAUGUGUUUGCUGACCCAAACGUUUUUUUUAAGUAUGCUGUUAUUACUUAAUACUUAUCCAGCGGUGUCUUCUUUGGAACAGGUAAGCAUGGCGCUCUCGUUGUCCCCCUCCGGAUGCCCCUUUGAUGAAGAGGAGGAAGUGGGUGUGUUUGAGUCCACAGCAGCAGAGUACGGACUCCUGACCAGACCACGUCUGCCCGAGAUCUCUGUUAUUUCCCCCGGCCUCAACGUGCAACCCUCCUCUGAACCGAAACGUGAUGUUAAAUCUGGAAGCGGUGACGAAAGGGCGAUGGAGAAGGUGAAGGUCUUUCUGCGGAUCCGUCCACUUACUGACAGAGAGAAAGAAGAGGGAGAAGAGCAGGGAUGUGUGGCUGUUCAAGAUGAAGAGACUUUGAUGCUCAAAGCACCAAAAGAGUCUCAGAACAUGAGGACAGCAGAGAGAGGCAUCACCCAAAGCAUUCACAAGUUCAGCUUUUCAAAGAUUUUUAGCCCUGAGACCACACAGCAGCAGUUUUAUGAGAGCACAAUGAAGAAGAUGGUGAAUGACGUGCUUCAAGGAGAAAACAGACUCCUCUACACUUACGGUGUCACCAAUUCUGGAAAGACUUAUACCAUUCAGGGCUGCGGUCGAGAGGCGGGGCUCCUUCCUCGGGCUUUGUCAUCGAUGUUUAGGAAACUGCAGGGUCGUCUGUACGACUCUUUGGACCUGAAGCCUGUCAUGUAUCAGGAUGUGAGACAUCUGCAGCCCAGUGAGAUCAGAGCAGAGGAAAUCCGAAGAAACUCUCUGCUCAAAGAGGACGAAAGCAUGACUUCUCGACGUGUAGGAACCACAACGAUCUGGGACAGCGGCAUCGGUGGCCUCUCGGCGACGAGUAACGCCGCCACGCAUCUCGAAGACGCCGACAGUGUUUGUUUGGAGCCGGACAGCCUGUCGCACAGCCGAGGAGACGAGCUGGAGGAAGGCGUGCAGUUUUCCAUCUGGGUGUCGUUUUACGAGAUCUACAACGAGUUCCUGUAUGACCUCCUGGACGCUUCGCCCUCGCUGCAGCCGCGAAAAAGAGUCACGCUGCGGCUCAGUGACGACAAGCACGGCAAUCCAUACGUCAAAGACUUAUGCUGGAUCCAGGUCCGCAGUGCUGAGGAAGCGUGGCGGAUUCUGAGGGCGGGACAUCGAAACCAAAGCUUCGCCAGCACCCACCUCAACCAAAACUCCAGCCGCAGCCACAGCAUAUUCUCCAUCCGUGUCCUUCACAUUCGCCCCGAGGCAAAUUCAGGAAAAGCCCAAGGCAUCAGCGAACUGACAGUUUGCGAUCUGGCCGGAUCUGAACGCUGCAAGGAGCAGCGCAGCGGUGAGAGGAUGAAGGAGGCCACCAACAUCAACACCUCCCUCCUGACUCUGGGACGCUGCAUUGCUGCUCUGAGGCACAACCAGAACAAGUCGCGCCCCGCUCAGGUGGUGCCCUUCAGGGACAGCAAACUGACGCGCGUGCUGCAGGGUUUCUUCUGUGGACGAGGAAUCUCUUGCAUGGUGGUCAACAUCAACCCGUGUGCCUCCAUCUACGACGAGACCCUGCAGGCCCUCAAGUUCUCUGCUAUCGCUACACAACUUGUUCACGGCCCGUCCACAAAGACCAGAGUGGCGUACAUCCUGUCUCUCCUCCGGGAGCCCGCCGCUCGCAGUAAUGACAGUACGCUGAUGGAGGACGACGAGGAUGAGAGUGACAUUGAAGAUGGAGACACUACCAUGCUGAACACUGAGGCUUUGCUCCAGGCUAUCGACGUGCUGAAGAGAGAGGUGCGCCGCCAGAGGGAAGAGAAAGAGGUCCUCGAGGCGAACAUGAGAGAGCAGGUGGUCUCUGAGAUGAUGGAGGUCAUCAAUGGAAUGCAAGAUGGCUUCAGUGAGACCUUGGAGACCCAGCAGGCUCUAAUCGAAGAACGCUACGAGGACAAGAUAACUAAUCUGCAAAAGCAUCUGAAGAAAUUCUACAGCCAGGAGCUGAAGGAGCGAGAUCAGCAGAUUGAGGCUUUGUCUGCCGAUCUUGAAAAAAUGAAGAAAGGUGACACUGUCGCGGCAGCGGUGCCGCCGCCGCCGGGAGACCCAGAGGCCCCCCGCCGCUCGCAGCGUCUCACGUCUCAAAGCGAGCUGGGCAGACUGCGUGCCGAACUGGAGCAGUGCCGCGCCGAGCUGCUCGCCAAGACGCAGGAGCUGACGAAGCUGAAGGAGCAGCUGGUGGUCCCCGGCUCCACCGGCACGAUGACCGCCGCUGCCGACCGCAAGCUGGAGGAGGGUCAGCGGAACCUGCGUCAGCUGCGCGCCGACCUGCAGAGGCUCGGCCUCGACCUGCAGUCCGGGGAGCGAGCCUGCUGUCGCAACACCGGAGCCGAGAAGCUGCGUCAAGCUUUAAUGGCUGCAGAUGAAACACUGGCAAAACAGGACCAGAUCCUGCUGGAGCUCCAGAACGGCCUCACGCUGGUCAAAGCCGACCUGCGGAGAAAGGCCGAGACCCUGGCCCAGGCGCAGGCCGUCCGCCUUCAGCUGCCCCCGUGUGGCCUCGCCACCACCGCCACGCCGGGCUCCUGCAAGAAGAGGGGCUGCGGGGCGGCGACGCCGUCCGACGCUGAAAACCGGCCCCCCAACAAGCGGCCCUUCUUCCAGUCCCUGUUCCCGGCUCGCACUCCGACACAGAAGUACAGCACACGCGCCGCCGAGGAGGCGAACCUCACUCCGUACUCACAGAUCCUACGGUCCCGGCAGCACUCGCCGCCUCCUCGCAGCCCAGUGAUCACUCGUGGUCUCCGGGGGAAACGCUGAGCUGCGCGGAUCCAGACCAGAGUAUGCAAAACAAAGAUCAAACUGCUGAGCUUUAUAUUUGUCUUUUAUACAUGGUGUUUGUCUUUUUUUUCCAGUAACCUUACGCUUCACCAGUUUUUACGUGCUUUUAAGAGUUAUUGCAAGUGUGUGAAUAGCUAUAUUGGGAAAAACUGCAUGUUUGGAAUCAGCCCUCUGCAACUUCCUCACAAGUCUUUACUGUAAAUGUUUUUUUCACACAAAUCUGAUCCGACAAUUUUCUUUUCUUUUUUUACUUUAUUAAACUUCAAAAA
This is a messenger RNA of Salarias fasciatus (jewelled blenny), 3215 nucleotides long. RefSeq names its product kinesin family member 20A (gene kif20a). Bases 13 to 2925 code for a protein of 970 amino acids. The transcript is spliced from 18 exons. Gene Ontology annotation, molecular function: ATP binding; plus-end-directed microtubule motor activity; microtubule binding. Gene Ontology annotation, cellular component: mitotic spindle; spindle microtubule; nucleus. NCBI's taxonomy places the organism in Eukaryota, Metazoa, Chordata, Actinopteri, Blenniiformes, Blenniidae. Gene Ontology annotation, biological process: spindle elongation; mitotic spindle assembly; microtubule-based movement. The record is from RefSeq and is a predicted model, not a curated record.